Nothoprocta perdicaria is the source of this 2325-nucleotide messenger RNA. It is a transcript of the gene SSBP3, whose product is annotated as single stranded DNA binding protein 3. The record is from RefSeq and is a predicted model, not a curated record. Lineage: Eukaryota; Metazoa; Chordata; Aves; Tinamiformes; Tinamidae. The transcript has 18 exons. Gene Ontology annotation, molecular function: single-stranded DNA binding; protein binding. Gene Ontology annotation, cellular component: nucleus. Bases 42 to 1208 code for a protein of 388 amino acids. Gene Ontology annotation, biological process: positive regulation of transcription by RNA polymerase II.
AGCCUCCUCCCCCUGCGAGCGGCGGCCCCUCGGCGCGGACCAUGUUCGCCAAAGGCAAAGGCUCGGCCGUGCCCUCGGACGGGCAGGCGCGGGAGAAGCUGGCGCUCUACGUCUACGAGUACCUGCUGCACGUCGGCGCGCAGAAGUCGGCGCAGACCUUCCUGUCAGAGAUCCGGUGGGAGAAGAACAUCACGCUGGGCGAGCCCCCCGGCUUCCUGCACUCCUGGUGGUGCGUAUUUUGGGACCUUUACUGUGCAGCUCCUGAAAGGCGAGAUACUUGUGAACAUUCAAGUGAAGCAAAAGCCUUUCAUGACUAUAGCGCAGCUGCCGCCCCGAGUCCCGUGCUUGGAAACAUUCCCCCGAACGACGGGAUGCCCGGGGGCCCCAUCCCGCCAGGUUUCUUCCAGGGCCCGCCUGGUUCACAGCCCUCGCCCCACGCACAGCCUCCACCUCACAACCCUAACAGCAUGAUGGGACCCCACAGUCAGCCUUUCAUGUCGCCGCGCUACGCAGGAGGUCCCCGGCCCCCCAUCAGAAUGGGAAACCAGCCUCCGGGGGCGGUUCCUGGUACACAGCCAUUGCUGCCCAAUUCCAUGGAUCCCACGCGACAGCAAGGGCACCCCAACAUGGGCGGGCCCAUGCAACGGAUGAAUCCUCCACGAGGGAUGGGCCCCAUGGGUCCCGGUCCACAGAACUAUGGCAGCGGGAUGAGACCUCCACCCAACUCUUUAGGCCCCGGCAUGCCUGGAAUUAACAUGGGCCCRGGAGCUGGCAGACCAUGGCCUAACCCCAGCAGUGCUAACUCAAUCCCAUACUCUUCUUCAUCGCCUGGUACAUACGUGGGUCCCCCUGGCGGCGGCGGCCCCCCGGGAACACCCAUCAUGCCCAGUCCCGCAGAUUCAACAAAUUCAAGUGACAACAUCUACACAAUGAUUAAUCCAGUACCGCCUGCAGGCAGUCGAUCGAAUUUCCCCAUGGGACCCGGCUCGGACGGCCCGAUGGGCGGCAUGGGUGGAAUGGAGCCCCACCACAUGAACGGAUCGUUAGGGUCAGGAGACAUAGAUGGACUUCCAAAAAAUUCUCCAAACAACAUAAGUGGCAUUAGCAAUCCCCCGGGCACUCCAAGAGACGACGGGGAGCUGGGAGGCAACUUUCUCCAUUCCUUCCAAAACGACAAUUAUUCCCCCAGCAUGACGAUGAGUGUGUGAUUUCCCUCCCCCUCCUCCUCUCCAGGAUAAAGAGAGUCAGCUGCCGUUCGGAGGAUCUCAACGAAUUAUGCAAGAAGAAGCUAGGUGUAUUGGCAGGGAGACGUGUGGCGGGGGCCAAAACCCCAGGUUUAGUUUCAUGCAAUAAAAAGGCUGAACUUUUUAUUCCAUAAAACAUGAAGGACAAAACUUAAAAUAUUUCAAGACAUGACAAGAUCCUUCUUUGUGCAGAAGGGUUUAUAUAUGUACAUGACACUUCUUUUUGGAAACAAAUGGAAGCCUCUAGCACCCAACUCCAAUCUCUUUGCUUUGUUCUUUUAAAUAAAAACAAAAACAGAACCCUGUUGUAUGUUUGUGCCGUGCGACACCAGGAAGCUAGUCUAGAUAUGAAAUCUCAUGUUGUCUCUGUUGUAGUCAUUUUUUAAAUAAACUGGACAGUUUACAAUGGUGGUUUUUGUUCAGAAGGCCUGUUUGGUUUUGUAGUUUUUCGGGGGKUUUUUUUGUUGUUGUUUUGUUUUUUUCCUUCCUUUGUUUUUUUCUCCUUUUUUGGUUCAUUUGCAGCACAACACUUCCUCCUCCGGUAACAAGAUCUGCUUGUGGAAGAGACUCCACCACCUCGUUACAAACUGGUUAAUGCAGGUGACCCCUAAUAGGAUCACAGGCUCCAGUUGAUCGUGAACUUACUCUCUGUGACUGUGGCAUGCACUGUGUUAGUCUUUCCCCUCCUCUCAGAGUACAAGAAGAUUUCUCUGUCCCUCCCCUCCUGAGAGUCCUUGAGCUGGUUCACUACAAAAAAAUAAUAAUAAAAUUUAAACCCAACAGAAGAAAGGAGAAAGAAAGGGUUAAUGUGACCUGGGACUUUGAACCGUGAUCUCCAGCUAACUUUGGUUUGUUUGGUUUUCUUUUCUGCUUUGGUCUUGUUUUAUGUUUUUAUUCUUUUUUUUUAAGAUGUGCUCUCAUCAGGGUUUCACUUAUAUAUGAUUUGGAACUGGAUGGAGAAGUUUUUUAAGUAAUUAUUGUUGUUAAUGAAAAAAACCCCAAUGUAUCCUUGCUAUUCUGUAGGCUCGGUCUGUAACACAAAAUAAAAGGAAUUAAAAAAGUCAAAGCCGCUUCCUUCUCG